AUGUUGGUCAAACUGGCCGUGGUGCUGCUGGUUUUGUCAGUGCUGGAGCAAGUGGUAGGAUCGGAUAAUAUUGAUAUCCAUGACAUCCUCCCAGAGAAGCCCGCGAGCCAGAAAGGACGCCUCUCCCUGCAGAAUACAGCUGAGAUCCAGCACUGCCUGGUGAGUGCAGGGGAUGUCGGCUGUGGUGUGUUUGAGUGCUUUGAGAAUAACUCCUGCGAGAUACGAGGGCUACAGGAAAUCUGCAUGACGUUCCUGCACAACGCUGGCAAAUUUGACUCUCAGGGGAAGUCCUUCAUCAAGGAUGCUCUGAAAUGUAUGGCUCAUGGGCUACGGCACAAGUUCAGCUGUAUCAGCAGGAAAUGUGUGUCCAUUAAAGAGAUGGUGUUUCAGCUCCAGAGAGAGUGCUACAUCAAACACAACCUGUGCUCUGCUGCUAAGGAUAAUGUGGCCGUCAUGGUGGAGAUGAUCCAUUUCCAAGAUCUCUUCCCUAAAGGCCCGUACGUGGAGCUGGUGAAUAUUCUUCUGAGCUGCGGAGAGGAGGUGAAGGAGGCGUUGACGCGGAGCGUCCGGCUACAGUGCGAGCAGAACUGGGGGGCUCUGUGCGACAGCCUGAGCCUCUGCUCCUCCCUCGCGCCGUCUCCCGCCGGCUCCGCCGCCGAACACCACCGCCGUCCCUUGCCCUCCCACCCUGAGCCGGAGCACCCUCGCCCUCCGCGGCAAGGUGACAAGGACAAACCCACUAAGGCUGGCUUCAACACUCACCCACGCAAUCGCAGUCAGGGACCCCGCCGCCAGAGUCCAGAGGCCGGCGUCGUGGCUGAGCAGGAAGACCCCGAGGCCACCGACAUCCGGAGGUGAAAACGCAGGAGACUGCCCCGACCUUUGACCCCCCCCACAGCGUUAAAAAAACCACACUUGCAGACUUAUGCACACCUCCACAGCCCCCCUCUACCCCACCCCACACACACACACACACACACACACACACACAUAUUCCCAGACAGACUGAGCAGAAGGAAACAAGCCCCGCCUUUUCCUGUCCUUAUUCCACCCUCUCUAGUCAUUCCAGCAGUCCCACAUGGUAAACUUGCAGGGUAAUUGUGGUGUAGCUUGUACUGUUAUGCCAGAUUGUAGGCCACAAUUUAAAAAAAAAAAAAAAAAAAAUGUAAUAAUAAUUCUUAUUAUCAUGAUUAUUUGAGCUGUUAGGACUAUUUUGGCUCUAAUAUAGCAUUUCUCAAAUCCUACUUACUGUACGAUUUGAUUAUAUUUGUAUUAUUUAUUUUAUUCUGUAUGCAAUGUUGAAGUAUCAAAAUGUACAUAGAAAUAUACUUAUCUAUAUUUAUAUAAACAUGUAUAAAUAUAGUUUCAAUAUGCAAUACUGAUAUGCUAUACAUGACAUAGUAUAUGGUGUGCUGUCUGUUCCCUUCACAGUAUUGCACCCAUCACAAAUUGGUCUGUAGAUAUGUAACAUACACAAUUUUUGUUUCAACAUGGGAAUGUGUAUUAUAGAUACUUGAUGAUCAAAUACAAAUUGUACAGGUUUCAAGUCCAGUUCUGGCACAUAUGAAUUGUAGUGCAUGAUGGCCACAAAGCCAACAAACUUGUGCAUUCUUAAAGUGAAAAUCCACUCUAAAGAGGAUGCAAUUGUAAUACUAUGAAUAUGGACAGUUAUUUCACACGUGUAUGUAUUGAUAAGUCUCUCAAAAAGCUAGAAAUAAGAGAGCCAAGACGGAUCUCUGAUGUCAUCGGGCACUGCUGUCUGGGCAGCAAUGAAUGGGACACGAACACGGACACGUGUUGUUUCCUGAGGACGAGUGCAACUCUGACGUGAUGCAUCAGAAGUAUCACGUCGCUCUCAUCCAUUGUUAAUCAGAAGCUGUGUCUCAGUGACAGUACAGAUUCAUGUCAUGUUUAUAGCUUCAGCAGAUGUCAUCGUUCUUUUAAGAAUUGACCUGGCAAAAGUUAUACAUUCUCUUUUGAGUUGGUUUUUCAUCUAACUGUUAGAUACCGCUGAAUUGCCGCAAAGAGAGGAUGUUCAAUCAAGUCCUUUCACACGUAAGAUCACACACAUCAAGGUGCCUAAACUUGUAAUUGUCCACAGUGACCGCUUCUCUGUGAUUUAGGUGAAUGGAUGAUACUGUGUCGUUGGGGGGGAGGGGUGGGGGAGGGGUAUUUUAUGAUGAGCCACAGAAGUCUUAGAUUUUGCACUUUGGACGAUUUUCAGUUUUGUUGGACCGCUGCAGGUUAGGGGGAAAUAAACGGGUUACCAUAGCGAUCACCCUCUAAUCAGACCUUACUGGGAUAUUUCAUUUCACCGAUGCUGGGAUGGUAAAACCAAACCUUUUUGCUCCCUAGGACCAGGGUGAGCCUCGUCUUCAGAUCAAUGUUAGCCUUUUGUGGUGUCCCAGUGGGCAGUAAAGAGGCUCGACCGAAACCCUCGAGAUCUCUGGCCCCUCUAAAUUAGCCCUUAUUCCUCUCUGGUCCCGUACCUAGGUCAGGAGAGAUAUGAAGGCCUGUUAUUCUACCCGUCAGAGCCACAGGCAACGCAGCAAGUAACCAGGAACUGGGUUAAGUCCACACACGGGGGCUCUGGCGCUGUUAUUCUAAAUGUUAUAUUUACCGAGGCCACCAGAGAAUUCCUCUGGGCCGCAGCCAAGAGCCAGCAACGCAGAGAGGCAGAGAGGAGUGGAGCUAAAUGGAGUGAGACAAAUUCUUUUUUUUUUUUUUUUAAUGUGAGGAUUCACUCCAUCUUAACUUCUCCUAGUACUCUUCUUCUUUCCCUUUUUUUAGGUCACAAACACAGGCUUUUGACCAUUUCAGGCCAGUCGCGUGCAUUGAGCUGUGGAAGUGCAGAACACUACACCACGUGCUGGGGAGCGAUUGGUGCAAAAAGACAAAACCUGCUCAGAUUUUGAGGCUCAUUUAAUGUUUUUUUGUUUUUGUUUUUUUUCAUUUUUAGUUUUCUGUUGUAUUCAGUUUUUUCUCCCAACACCAAUCAUUCAAAGACUAUUUUUUAGCUCCGAGGGUUUGAAUCAUCAAUGAGGCUUUUCAAGCUUUUUUUUUUUUUUUUUUUUUUUAUUCUGUUGUGGAAGGUGGGAUUCCUGUGACAUCCCAGCAUGAGACAUAAGCUAAUCCUAUUGAGAAUGUACUGUAUGUGUGUAAAGUGACAAUCUGUUCAGCUCUCUUGUCAUUUGGUUUGAUAUGGCUUUUUGUAAUAAUGUAGUGGCUUGAAUGGCUUUUCUUUAUGUGUUCAGGGGAAAAUUAAACUAACCAUGUUCCCGGUAUUGUUAGUGCCCCAUCCACAUGUUAUGUGUUUUUUUCUCCAUUUAGCACAAGGAACUCUGCUUUCACUGUUGAAAUUACAGAACAUGGUCUAGAAGUUUGUAACCCACCUGUAAGACAUUGAGCAUAUGAUCCUAUAAAUAUCUUACGACUCCUGAAGUCAGAUGUAUCUUGUUAUCAUUAAAAUAUUUUUGUCUGUA
This is a messenger RNA of Etheostoma spectabile (orangethroat darter), 3482 nucleotides long. It is a transcript of the gene stc2a, whose product is annotated as stanniocalcin 2a. The transcript has 4 exons. The record is from RefSeq and is a predicted model, not a curated record. The coding region runs from base 1 to 858 and encodes 285 amino acids. Gene Ontology annotation, molecular function: hormone activity. Gene Ontology annotation, biological process: intracellular calcium ion homeostasis. Gene Ontology annotation, cellular component: extracellular region. Lineage: Eukaryota; Metazoa; Chordata; Actinopteri; Perciformes; Percidae.